Fonsecaea monophora is the source of this 438-nucleotide messenger RNA. RefSeq lists its product as hypothetical. Bases 1 to 438 code for a protein of 145 amino acids. The transcript has 2 exons. Lineage: Eukaryota; Fungi; Ascomycota; Eurotiomycetes; Chaetothyriales; Herpotrichiellaceae. The record is from RefSeq and is a predicted model, not a curated record.
AUGGCCCAAGGACAAAUCAAGAAAUCGUCCAAAUCCUCCUCCACGAAACUCUCGGCCUCUGGAGGAAUCACCAAGAAGGGCUCGCGGACGAUAACCCCCAAAAAGGCAAAAUUGUUGAAGCAGGCCAAGUUGAACAAGAAAUAUACCGCGGGGCUCACCGCGAAGACAGAGGCCAUGCUCGGUGCACGUGCUGGACAUCUGGAAAUGCUGGGACAGACGAAGAAGAAGGACGGCGCAACCACAGCCAACGGCAAGGGAAAAGAGGGAAAGAAGAGCGAAGACAAACCUUCGGCUGGGGAUGUGAUUCCGCGAAAGAGACGAUACAUUCUACGCCGGAAUACUGAUCCUCACGAGUGGUCAACGAUUCCUGCCGAAGAGAAGCCUCCCCCACGACGUCUAGGUCGAACUCUUCGACGAUACAGAGGACGUAUCCUUUGA